Blepharisma stoltei is the source of this 639-nucleotide messenger RNA. The record is from the annotation of a GenBank genome assembly. NCBI's taxonomy places the organism in Eukaryota, Ciliophora, Heterotrichea, Heterotrichida, Blepharismidae.
AUGUCAAAAAGUUGCCAUCUGAUCAGCGUCAAUAAACUGUACGCAAUUAAACACUCCCAUUUAGCAACAAUCGAGCGUCAGCAGAUUCUUUAUAGGAUGUCCUUGAAGAAUCCCUUGUACAGAAUAGUUGACGACUAUGAGCUGUAUUUGCUUCUCAACAAAGCCGCUAAUACCUUCCACUUCACGAAGCUCGAGAUCAGCGCACUAAGUAUCCUCUUGGAGUCGCUUGAGCUCACAGUUGCUUCAAAUCCAAAACAACUUGUGAUGUUCGCCUCAUUUGUAAUUAAAGCCUGUUUUUCUGACAAAAAGUCGUUUUCUUUUUAUGAGAAAUGCAUGAAAAGAAGAUACAAACAUUUCGUAAAACGAUUUGUUAAUUGGAUCACCCUGUACUCGGUAAGAACAGAAUUCCCAGUCCAAGAGAUUUGUAGCAAAUAUAGAGAGUUGGCAGCUGGGAACGCAAUAAUUUCGGUGAGGGAGAUCCAUAAAUUUGAAAAUAAAAUCAAUCAAAUGCUGUCCAGGAAUUUCACUGGGGUGAGUAAAAGCAAGACUUUUAUUGACUUUAAGGCAAUUGGUGACCAGAUGAGAGAUUCGGAAAAGAGUUUCUUUGACGGCAUGUGCCUUGAUGAUAUUUUAAUGUAA